GUACGGUGAGGAUGGGCCCUCGCCCCGCAAGGAUAGAGCCCGCGGGCUUGACUGUCUCACCACGCUUCCAGUAGUCCACCGAGCCCGUACUUCUUCUAUACAAGACCAACAAAAUGGCCAUGUCCAUCGCUGCUCGCUCGGCUUGCUGCGGCGUCGCUGCGCCCCGCAGCUCGACCGUCCGCGUCGCUGCUGCCCGGCCAGCUGUCCGCCCGUCCCUCAGGACCGCCGGCCAGAAGGCUGCCCCCAGCCGCGGUGUGGCCACCAAGGCCGUGAACGAGCUGGCCAUGAUUGCCGGCGAGGCUGAGUUCAUUGCUGGCACCGCCCUGACCAUGGUCGGCAUGACCCUGGUGGGUCUGGCCAUUGGCUUCGUGCUGCUGCGCGUGGAGUCUCUGGUUGAGGAGGGCAAGAUCUAAGCUCGCUCAGUACUCGUGUCCUUGUGUGGGUCUGCAUUUGAGAAGAGAGUGGGGUUCGGGGACUGUUCGCCACCGGCGUUGAGUGCUGACCACGCUGGUCACGCCGUCGGAUUGGCCGGGGGCACGCAGGGCGUGAUUUUCGGGGCACGUCGCCUCCCAGGGGGGAAGCAGCGACCUGCCGAUGGCGCGGUUUUGCCACGAUUCAGCGCCGCUUGUAACGCCGCGCCUGC
Molecule: messenger RNA, 643 nt
Organism: Chlamydomonas reinhardtii
Lineage: Eukaryota; Viridiplantae; Chlorophyta; Chlorophyceae; Chlamydomonadales; Chlamydomonadaceae
Exons: 3
Coding region: 114-413 (99 amino acids)
Cellular component (GO): cytochrome b6f complex
Source: RefSeq, a predicted model, not a curated record